Drosophila sechellia is the source of this 1022-nucleotide messenger RNA. It is a transcript of the gene scu, whose product is annotated as hydroxysteroid 17-beta dehydrogenase 10. The transcript has 2 exons. The record is from RefSeq and is a predicted model, not a curated record. Gene Ontology annotation, biological process: estrogen metabolic process; androgen metabolic process; fatty acid metabolic process. The coding region runs from base 108 to 875 and encodes 255 amino acids. NCBI's taxonomy places the organism in Eukaryota, Metazoa, Arthropoda, Insecta, Diptera, Drosophilidae. Gene Ontology annotation, cellular component: mitochondrion. Gene Ontology annotation, molecular function: estradiol 17-beta-dehydrogenase [NAD(P)+] activity.
ACUGCACGGUUUCGAAUCGCUUAACAAGUUUUUGUUCAAAAAGCUUUCCCGAGCACUAAGUAACCACCGCCUUUCGCACCCACAACACAACACCACCAGCCAGAACAAUGAUCAAGAACGCCGUUUCCCUGGUGACCGGAGGAGCCUCUGGACUGGGCCGCGCCACCGCCGAGCGCCUGGCCAAGCAGGGCGCCAGCGUGAUCCUGACCGAUCUGCCCUCCUCCAAGGGCAACGAGGUGGCCAAGGAGCUGGGCGACAAGGUGGUCUUCGUGCCCGUGGACGUGACCUCCGAGAAGGAUGUGAGCGCCGCUCUGCAGACGGCCAAGGAUAAGUUCGGUCGUCUGGAUCUGACUGUGAACUGUGCAGGCACAGCCACCGCGGUGAAGACGUUCAACUUCAACAAGAACGUGGCGCACCGUCUUGAGGACUUCCAGCGGGUGAUCAACAUCAAUACGGUUGGCACGUUCAAUGUGAUCCGUCUGUCCGCCGGACUGAUGGGCGCCAAUGAGCCCAACCAGGAUGGACAGCGCGGCGUGAUUGUGAACACCGCCUCGGUGGCUGCCUUCGAUGGCCAGAUCGGCCAGGCGGCCUACUCUGCCUCCAAGGCAGCCGUGGUGGGCAUGACCCUGCCAAUUGCCCGUGACCUGAGCACCCAGGGCAUCCGUAUCUGCACCAUUGCACCGGGUUUGUUCAACACACCCAUGCUGGCCGCCCUGCCAGAGAAGGUGCGCACCUUCCUGGCCAAGUCCAUACCGUUCCCGCAGCGCCUGGGCGAGCCCAGUGAGUACGCCCACCUGGUGCAGGCCAUCUACGAGAAUCCGCUGCUCAACGGCGAGGUUAUCCGCAUCGAUGGUGCCCUGCGCAUGAUGCCCUAGAUCCGGUCUGCGCGCGGUCUUGGACCUCUGGAAGUGGCUCGAUCAGUUUGCAUUUAUCUAUUGUCUAGUGGUCAAGCUAAAAAGUUUUAUUAUCUGUCCCGAAAUUAUGUAAUAGUUGCUAUUAAACACACAAUGUCACAUUUCAAA